Uranotaenia lowii is the source of this 2371-nucleotide messenger RNA. RefSeq names its product ankyrin-1-like. Gene Ontology annotation, molecular function: protein binding. The record is from RefSeq and is a predicted model, not a curated record. The transcript is spliced from 6 exons. Bases 441 to 1835 code for a protein of 464 amino acids. Gene Ontology annotation, biological process: regulation of barbed-end actin filament capping. Lineage: Eukaryota; Metazoa; Arthropoda; Insecta; Diptera; Culicidae. Gene Ontology annotation, cellular component: nucleus; cytoplasm.
GUGGUGGAAAGGGAUUUUCCGACUUAACAGACAUCUCGACUGACCGAUCUAGACCGAUGCCAAGAACAAAUCGGAACUCUACUCAGUCAACAUCGAUCCUCCAAAGAGGGAAGCAGUUGAAGUGAAACUGAAGAAACUCACAAAAAGUGGUCCAGGAAAAAGUUCAUCGAACAGUUGCACGGAAUUUGAUAUCCAAUAUUAGUUAACAAAAAAAGUGAAAACAUUCGACUGAAACAAAGAGCAUUUUCUUCUUACUGAACAGUGUGAGAACGAUUUCUGAAACCGGAAGCAUUUUUGUGAUUCUUGUAUUAUAUCAUCAAGUUGAGAAUACUGUCGAUCGGUGAUUGAAGUGUAUUGCACAUCGAAUAGGACUAAUUGAAUUUUCCUGAGCCAGUCAGUUUUUUUAUUUGGGAUACGAUUUUCAAAGUCGAAUAAUCGCGAUGCCGGCGGAGUGUGCGGCAAACCCGCUGCAGCGGGCCCUCGCAGACGCCAUCAUCCGGAUGGUUCCGAACGAUGAGUUACGCAUCCUGUUGGCUUGUGGAGCGAAGGUCAACGAGCAGGUAACCCAGGGUUUAAGACCGCUGCACUAUGCCGUGUGGCAGAACAACGAGGCAGCCGUCAACCUGCUGCUGGUACGGAACGCCGAGAUCGAUGCCAUCGACGAGGUCGGCUACAGUGCCCUGCAUCUGGCCGCCGAGCAUGGGUACUAUGAUCUAGCUAAAACUCUUCUCGAUAGCGGAUGCAAGGUAGAUUAUCGGGAGCCUUCGGAUGAUCCCUACCCGAGGACUACCCUGUGUGAUGAACCGCUUCGUUUGGCUUUGCGCAACAAGCACUACGAAGUGGCCCGUCUUUUACUGUCACGUGGAGCGGAUCCAAACAAGCGUUACUUUUUCGGUUCGGAAAUUAAUCUGGCCAACGACAUCGAAAGUUUGGAGCUGCUGCUUGCUUAUGGGGCAAAUACGGAGGCAAGGGAUCGUUCGGGAAUUACUCCGCUGAUGCGAGCUGUGCGAACCAAUGGAAGCAUAGAUUCGGUGCUGCUGUUGCUGCAGUACGGUGCCAAUGUGAACGCCAUGACGGAUGCUCGGAACGAUUACAGAACCGUGCUGCAUUAUGCCGUCCUAUCAGGAAACGCUUCGCUGGUGAACAUGCUUAUCAAACAAGGAGCCCGAGUCGACAUCCCUGCGCCUCUCCCUGAACCGGACAGCCCUAGCCCACUGGAUUUAGCCGUUCUUAGGGGAGAUCCGGUCCUAGUUCGGAUACUGCUGGAAAACGGUGCCAACGUUAACAGAAGCAACCCCAUCAUCGGAUCACCCCUGCACGUCGCCUGCGCCGAUAACAUCCCGAACAGAGUGGAAAUCAUGAAGAUGCUCUUUUCAUACGGUGCAGAUCCCAAUAUGCGGGUUAUCGGUGACGUUGCUACCAAUGCCAUUCUCAGACCCCCACUAGCAGAGCUGGUCGCCAGCAACCUUGACGUUACCCCAGCCGAGCUUCGCAUUCUUAUGCGAUAUGGAGCCAGGGUAAUCCUGAAGACGCAGUUCCGGGACCCGGACGGUCUGCUUAACUUUGUCAGCAACAUGGACCCCAAGUCGGACUCCUUCCGGAUACUGUUGGAAGCUGCCGAAGAGUUCGAUCCCUGCAUGAUCCGUCGUAAUGCACUGCUCAAACCCGAACAGCGAAAGCUGUUGCUGCAACGUGCCACCUCCCCAAUGACAUUGAAAUCUCGGCUGCGAGCUCACUUCCGAAGAAUCUUCGGCCGUAAUCUACCGGAAUUUGUACCGUCGCUGUUUAUCCCCCAGGAGCUCAAGAGCUAUCUGCUCUAUGAGCACAGCUUCUAAAGGUGUUUUAGAAUCCACACAGGGCCAACCAUCGAGGUACAAACUUAUUUGUAGAUCUAGAUUUUGUUUUCAUUGAUGCUGUGAGCUCAGAAUAUUUUCCUUUCUUGUGAAAAGUAACGGUCAUGUAUGCUCAAUAAUCCUCCACAAUCUAAGACUUAUGUUAUAGCAAUCAAAUGUAUUCCUACCAAGAAACGUACGCACUGUUAUUGAUAGAGAUACGUAUAAGUUUAACAAAACUCUUAUGAUACGAUCCAGAAAAGGCUCGUUUCACUGCCCUGUUUCAUAAACCGAAAGAUGGAUUCACUUAUUUGCAAAAGUUUUCCAGGAGAAAGCGGAACUAGUUUAGAGCUAGCAAUACACAUAUUCACGUUUUAAAGGAAACAAACUGUCUAACGGUGGUAGUGAUCACAAGAUUUUUUUGUGAUAAACACAAAUGUAGCACGAUUCGGAUUUAAUAUUUCUAGCUUAUGGAACAUUUGGACUUGGCGCAACUUUCUAGUGAUAUUGAUUUGUAGGUUUAAAUUUUUUGUGUCUAA